Messenger RNA from Rhododendron vialii, 1895 nucleotides. Its product is annotated as tetrahydroberberine oxidase-like. Bases 92 to 1732 code for a protein of 546 amino acids. Gene Ontology annotation, molecular function: FAD binding; oxidoreductase activity. NCBI's taxonomy places the organism in Eukaryota, Viridiplantae, Streptophyta, Magnoliopsida, Ericales, Ericaceae. The transcript has a single exon. The record is from RefSeq and is a predicted model, not a curated record.
CUAACCCAACGUUUUGAGAUUCUCUUAUUCUUUCUAGCCACCUAUCCAUGAAGCACUAUAUAUAAAUAGCUGCACUUCUAUCCUUUUUAUCAUGCAAAAAACUACAAACAAUAGGAAGACUCCCACCACCUCAAUGCUUUCAUUUGUUUUUCUCCUCGUGAUUUCUUUUUCUUUGGCAGCUUCAGGUGAUACUCAUGAGGAGUUUCUUCAAUGCCUUUCCCUUCAUUCCCCAAACUCAACCUCGAUCUCAAAACUAAUUUACACCCCAAACAACUCUUCAUAUUUAUCCGUGUUAAACUUCUCCAUACAAAACCUCCGGUUCACAUCACCGUCAACCCCAAAACCACUAGUCAUUGUCACACCAUUCGACGAAUCCCAAAUUCAGGCAACUGUCUAUUGCUCCAAAUACCAUGGAAUGCAAAUUAGGGUUCGAAGUGGUGGACAUGACUAUGAGGGCCUUUCCUAUGUGUCCGAUGUCCCUUUUGUCAUUCUAGAUAUGAUAAACCUAAGUUCCAUUACUGUUGAUGCUGAGAGUAAAACUGCUUGGGUUGAAUCUGGGGCAACUGUUGGGCAACUUUACUAUAGAAUUGCUGAGAAAAGUAAAACCUUAGGGUUUCCUGCCGGUGUUUGCCCUACGAUGGGUGUCGGUGGACACUUUAGUGGGGGAGGGUAUGGCGUUAUGUUGCGAAAAUAUGGUCUUGCGGCUGAUAAUGUCAUUGAUGCUCGAAUCAUUGAUGUCAAUGGACAAGUUCUUGAUAGGAAAUCCAUGGGGGAAGACCUAUUUUGGGCUAUUAGAGGUGGUGGGGGUGCUAGUUUUGGAGUCAUUCUAGCAUGGAAAGUAAAUUUAGUCACUGUUCCUUCAACUGUGACUGUUUUUACUGUUGCCAAGACGUUAGACCAAAAUGCUACCAAUCUUAUCCAUAAGUGGCAGCACAUUGCUCCCAAAUUCCCCAAAGAUCUAUUCAUUAGAAUCAUUAUUAACAGGGUGAAUUCUAGUGAAAAUGGAAAGUGGACAAUCCAAGUCUCUUUCAACUCCUUGUACCUUGGAGGCAUCAAUAACUUGAUUCCAUUGAUGCAAGAAUGCUUCCCGGAGUUGGGUUUGACUGAAAAAGACUGCACCGAGAUGAGUUGGAUUGACUCCAUCCUCUAUUUUGCUGGUAUUCCUGUCAGUGAGUCCCUCAAUGUCCUUUUAGAUAGGACACCUCUAACAAGGGUAUUCUUCAAGGCAAAAUCAGACUAUGUGAAGGAGCCAAUUCCGAUAUUUGGAUUGGAAGGGAUUUGGAGAAUGUUUUAUGAAGAUGAGGGGGAACAAGCGGUUAUGAUCUUGAGUCCGUAUGGUGGAAAGAUGGAGGAGAUUGCUGAGUCUUCAAUCCCUUUCCCACACAGAAAGGGAAAUCUCUACAAAAUCCAGCAUUUGGUUAACUGGAAUGAAGAAGGGGAAGAGGUAUCACAAAGGCAUAUAAGUUGGAUUAGAAGGCUUUACAGUUAUAUGGCGCGCUAUGUUUCUAGAUUUCCAAGGGCUGCAUAUAUCAAUUAUAGAGAUCUUGAUGUUGGAGUUAAUAAUAACAAAGGGAACAUAAGCUAUGCACAAGCAAGCAUUUGGGGCAUCAAGUAUUUCAAGAACAACUUCAACAGAUUGGUGCAAGUCAAGACCAAAGUUGAUCCUGGAAAUUUCUUUAGGAAUGAACAAAGCAUUCCUCCUUUUUCAGCUUGGUGGAAAAAGGGUGACUAGAGAGUUAUGGGGCGAGGAAAUUAGUAUGUGGUUCAUCUUCUAAUCUUAAAUGGAUGUUAUGAAUUUUAUGAGUUUUUUUUUUUUGUAAAUUAGGAAUUUAAUGCUGAUUUAUGUGUACCACAGUCUUUUUAUUAACGUGUAUGCCAUUUUCAUUCCGAGUAAA